GGGCAGCAUGCGUGCCCGCGAGAACACGCAUGGAGUCGAGAUCUGUCUGGAGCUGCUCGAAGAGAUCGGCGGUGUGGCCCAUGAUGCGCGACAUGUUCUUGAGGUUGGACGCGAGCUGGCCGUACAGCCUGUCUUUGGCGAGCGUCGCGUUCGUUUGGUGGCUCAUCGCUUGGGUGUGGGCAGCGGGAGGCGGAGGCUGGGCGCGGUGGUACAGGAGAGAGAUGAGAGCGCGCGUUAAGACACGUGAUGAUGGCCUUCUUCUCCCACUCCGAGGUCGCAACAAGACUGAGUUACCGCCGACCGUGGAUAUCCCAACAUCCAAUAUGCCCGCCCGUCUCUAGCUUUUGUCUGCCCACCACCCGUCCUUGGCCACCUAAGCCUAAGCAGGACCCGCGAUGCUGCCCACCCACCGCAGCGACGACAGACUGCCCCACCGCGCCCGCGGAACGCCGCUGCCCCACGCCCUCAAGCACCUCCUCGCCCGCCCGUCCCUCCGCUGGCCCCUCCUCGGCAUCGCCCUCAUCUCCUGCUUCUGGCUCCUUUCCUCCCUCCCCCGCUUUCCCAGGUUCGGCUUCGGCCCCGGCCCCGGCGGCGGUCCACUCUCAGGGUUCCGGCACCACGGCGGCCCGGGCCACCCCCGCCCACCAAUCGACAUCCGCCCGCUGGACGGGCCCGCAUACCUCGAGCCGCGCCCGAAGCCGCCUCCUGCGCGCCUCGCGGGCGCGCCGACGCUCUGGAGCGCAAGGGCGGAUAAGGUCAGGGACGCGUUCGUGCAUGCGUACGGGGAGUAUGAGAAGUAUGCGCUUCCGGCGGACGAGCUGUUGCCGCUGUCCAAGGGGAGCGUGAACAAUUUCAACGGCUGGGCGGUCUCGAUGGUCGACGCGCUCGACACGAUGUGGCUCAUGGGUCUGCACGACACCUUUGCCGACUCGAUCGCUGUCGUCGCCAACAUCUCAUACGCGUCCCAUAACGACUUCAUCCCCUUCUUCGAAACCGUCAUCCGCUACCUCGGCGGCCUCCUCUCCGCCUACGCACUGUCGGGCGAACCCAUCCUCCUCUCGCGCGCCGACGAGCUCGGCCGCGCGCUUCUCCCCGCGCUCAACACGACCUCGGGCCUCCCCUUGUUCGCCGUCAACCCCGCCACAGGCGAGACCAAGAAAGGGUGGAAUAUCAAUGUGCUCUGGGCGGAGGCGACAAGCUGUCAGAUGGAGUACAAGUAUCUCGCGCAUCUGACGGGCCGGAGGGAGUACUAUGACAAGGUAGAGAACGUGAUGAAGCUCAUGGCUGACGCACCCACCGUCGACGGCCUCUUCGCUGCGCACUGGGACGUCGCGACGGGCAAGCCCGCGAGCAAACAAUAUACUGUCGGCGCAUACGCCGACAGCGGCUACGAGUACCUCCUCAAACAAUACCUCCUCUCUGCGCGGUCAGAGCCCGCCAUGCGCGACCUCUACAUCGACGCCGCAAACGGCAUCCUCACGCACCUCUUCUACUCCACACCCAACCGCGGGCUCGUCUACGUCACCGACACCGUCUCUUCCCUAUCCUCACCCUCAGGCGGCGGCGGCGCAGGCGCCCCGACGCACCGCCUCGAACACCUCUCGUGCUUCCUGCCCGGGCUCCUCGCGCUCGGCGUGCAGACCCUCGGCAGCGCCGGCGGGGGCGAGGGCGCGCUGAGCGCGUAUGAAGAGGAGAUGCACAUGUGGGCCGCGAAAGGGCUCGCGUACACGUGUGCGGCGAGCUACGGGGACACCGCGACGGGGUUGGGGCCGGACGAGCUACGCAUGGAGCAGCGCGUGCUGCUCUCGCCCGGGGAGUCGGGCGGCCAGCAGCCGGAGUACGAGACGCGCGCGCGGCCGGAGCACUGGGCGCGCAAGUACGAUCGGUGGGUCGAGCAGGGGAGGCCGGGCGGUGUCCCGCCUGGUACGUAUGCCGGCGGGUUUCUGGAAGGCGGCGAGGGGCGGGCGAGCGGGGCGAGGGACUGGACGGUGCUGAAGAGUGCGUAUUUGCUGAGGCCGGAGACGGUGGAGAGUCUGUAUGUGAUGUGGCGCGUGACGGGGGACGCGGUGUGGCGCGAGCGCGGGUGGGCGAUUUUCGAGGCGAUAGAACGGGGCGCGGUGCCCACCGGGCCAGGUGGGGUUGGGUAUGCGAGUGUGAGGGAUGUGGAUGUGGGGGGUGGGGGGUGGAAGAAUGAGAUGCCGAGUUUUUUUCUGGCGGAGACCCUCAAGUACCUCUUCUUGCUGUUCACAGAUGAGGAGCUCGUGCCGCUCGAGCGGUGGGUGUUUAACACGGAGGCGCACCCGUUGCCGGUGUUCGAGUGGAGCGAGUGGGAGCGGGAGGCGUACGGGAUCGGGCGGAGGGCGUGAGGCAGAGAGUUAUACGUUACAUUACCCGUCGAUGUUAGAGGUGGUAUGGAGUGCGGAAUGGUAUCGGUCAUUCUCCAUCCAUACUGUAACCUCUAAUGCCGUCAUUUAAAAGUAUCGCUCGCCUGUCUCGGAUCGGUGGAGGGCUUCGCGCUGGACGCGACUGGCAAAC
Messenger RNA from Coniophora puteana RWD-64-598 SS2, 2535 nucleotides. Its product is annotated as glycoside hydrolase family 47 protein. Gene Ontology annotation, cellular component: endoplasmic reticulum; Golgi membrane. Lineage: Eukaryota; Fungi; Basidiomycota; Agaricomycetes; Boletales; Coniophoraceae. The record is from RefSeq and is a predicted model, not a curated record. Gene Ontology annotation, biological process: N-glycan processing; carbohydrate metabolic process. The transcript is spliced from 8 exons. Gene Ontology annotation, molecular function: calcium ion binding; mannosyl-oligosaccharide 1,2-alpha-mannosidase activity. The coding region runs from base 396 to 2366 and encodes 656 amino acids.